Messenger RNA from Iphiclides podalirius (scarce swallowtail), 414 nucleotides. NCBI's taxonomy places the organism in Eukaryota, Metazoa, Arthropoda, Insecta, Lepidoptera, Papilionidae. The record is from the annotation of a GenBank genome assembly.
AUGUCGUGGUUUUCGGGGAAGAAAUUUAGGAGAGUCCGGUGCGAGAAUUUCGACGAGUUCUUGAGUUCCAAAAAUGCGUCAGAACAAGUGAUACAUCUGCUAAAGGACACCCCACCGGUCCUCUCAUUCUUAAGGCUCGACGAGGUGACGUUCCGUUUCACGUUAGAGUAUGAAGGCGAACAUCGCUGCUUCACUUUCAAAAUUGGACAAGAGCACGAGGUGGAAAGGAUGGAUGGAAGUAAGAUAAUCCUAAUAUAUAAUCUUGAAGGUGACAACAUAGUAAAGCAGACCGUAAAAAUGCCAGAUGGAAAGACGGCGUAUUUCAUAAGGGAGUUUAGUGAGACUGAAACAAAAAUGACUGUGCAACUUGAGGGUUCAGACGUCAAAGCCGCGAUAUAUUACGAGAUAGUGGAA